UGGUACUCAGAUGCCAACUUUGUCGACAGGCAACUAGAACUUCCUGCGGACUACAAGGUCCUGCGCUAUUACGUGAAUAAAGGACAACACACGGACCCACCAGAAAAGGAAGCAGGACUAUCAGCACUCUCCAUCGUGGGGACGAAGAGCAACACCAACUUCCGCGUCAAACUACACCAACUUCUAAAGGAGGGCCGAGGCAUCGACCGCUGGUAA
Dibothriocephalus latus is the source of this 216-nucleotide messenger RNA. NCBI's taxonomy places the organism in Eukaryota, Metazoa, Platyhelminthes, Cestoda, Diphyllobothriidea, Diphyllobothriidae. The record is from the annotation of a GenBank genome assembly.